Molecule: messenger RNA, 1272 nt
Organism: Cajanus cajan (pigeon pea)
Lineage: Eukaryota; Viridiplantae; Streptophyta; Magnoliopsida; Fabales; Fabaceae
Biological process (GO): protein folding
Cellular component (GO): cytoplasm
Source: RefSeq, a predicted model, not a curated record
UCCCAUUUCCAAUCUUAUAUCCCGAACCCACUAGCAUUGUUCAGGUGGCGGUUCUUGUCCAUCCUUCCACAGCAGGUUGCGCGCGUCGAUUAUUUCCACGACAGAGUUGAGAUCCUCAUUAUAUAAGUGCGUGAAGCCGAAAAACACAACACACCCUUCACCCGGAUUUCAUUUGUUGGUUAGAAGUUAAAACUUAAAAGGGAAAAUGAAUCUUUGAUCAAAAUCCAGAUUUGUGGAGAGAAGAGAAGAAUGGGUGAUUACCAUUUCGUGUACAAGGACUUAGAAGGAGCCUCUACUCAAUGGGACGAUAUUCAGAGAAAGCUUGGAAAUUUGCCAGAAAAACCACCCGCUUUCAAGCCCCCACCUUUCACCCCUGCCUCUGAUCAUCAACCCAAAGACCAAACUUGGCUCGAUUCCAAAACCUCCGAAGAACUCGAAGACCUCGAAGAUGACCUCGAUGAUGAUCGCUUCCUCCAAGAAUACAGGAAGAAGAGGUUGGCUGAGAUGCAAGAGGCAGCUAAAGUUUUGAGGUUUGGAUCAGUGAUUCCCAUUUCAGGAUCUGAUUUCAUUCGAGAGGUUUCACAGGCUCCAUCUGAUGUUUGGGUGGUUGUAGUCCUAUACAAGGAUGGGAUUCCUGAAUGUGGGUUGUUGUUGCAAAGCAUUGAAGAAUUAGCAGUAAAAUAUCCUGCAACAAAAUUUGUGAAGAUAAUAUCUACUGAUUGCAUUCCAAACUACCCAGAUCGAAAUGUUCCUACUUUAUUGGUUUACAACAAUGGAGCAGUCAAAGGAAAUUAUGUGGGUUUGCAUAGUUUUGGGCGAAGAUGCACUCCUGAAGGUGUUGCAUUAGUCUUGUGCCAAUCGGAUCCUGUACUUAAUGAUGGCCAUAAUAGAAAUGAGCAUUCAAGACAGGCUGUCAUUGAAGGAGUCCGCAAACGGUUUAUAGAGAAAGUUGUUGCUGAUCAUGAAGAGAAUGAUGAUGAUUACUCAAGCGAUUAGCAUUUUUUUUUUAUUGUCUUUGUUGCUUUCUUUGGAGCUGUUUGUGUUUUAUGUAAGAUGUUUCCAAUCAAAGAAGUGAUCAAUGCUAAUGUGUGAUUUUGUUCCUUUGUUUCUGAUGUCAAGUUAAAGCAAUUUUCCUAGAGUCUAUGAUUAAAAAGUAAGCUCUUGUUGAACUCAAAAUAGAUAUCAUGGUUUCAUUUUGGGUAUGUUUGGAUUGAUGGAUUAGAAAUGGAUGGAAUGGAAGAAAAUGGAAUAGAAUCACAUCAAUUUCCAUUA